Chelmon rostratus (copperband butterflyfish) is the source of this 4414-nucleotide messenger RNA. RefSeq names its product coiled-coil domain-containing protein 136-like. The record is from RefSeq and is a predicted model, not a curated record. The transcript is spliced from 9 exons. Bases 493 to 2094 code for a protein of 533 amino acids. NCBI's taxonomy places the organism in Eukaryota, Metazoa, Chordata, Actinopteri, Chaetodontiformes, Chaetodontidae. Gene Ontology annotation, cellular component: acrosomal membrane. Gene Ontology annotation, biological process: acrosome assembly; single fertilization.
UGCAAGAAGGUGUAAGAAGCAAAGAUUGAGUUUGUGUUGAUCCUGUGAUCCUCUGAGCUCCUUUUGGAAAUCUCUUUGUCAUCAAAUUUGAUCUCUUUGCUCUCAGUGUGACACACAUUCAAAUCCUCAACUUUGUUUAUACACAUAUAUAGUAGCAUUUGGAGGCUAGAUCUACUACUUUGCCUACUCUUUCACAUUGGUGGAUUGAGCUAUCAAAUUACACAACAUUUGAUAAAGUCUGCUAUAAUAUCAAAGGGAAGCUCCAAGAUUUCCAUAAGAAACUACAAGCUACUUUUGUUUCUUAGUAUAUAUACCUUAUUUUAAUCCUCAUGUUUGGUGCAUGUGUGUAUAGUUGCCUCAGUCAGUAUGGGUUUCCUCACUCAGUGAUGAUGAUUCUUACGGUUUCUAUAGAUAUGUAUAGAUUGUCCAUAAUAAAGAUAAUAAUCACAGUAGCUUGUAGUAAUAGUAUUACAUAGGGGAGAAAGAGUGAGGAUGAAGUUGAAAGAGGAGAAAGAGGAGAGAGAGAGAGUUUGUGUGUGUGUGCGAGUGUAUGAGAAAGAGAGAGAGAGAGAGAGAGAGAGAGAGGGGCAGGGAGAGGGAGGUCUGUGCGGGGAGACGGAGCUUGCCGUCUGGAAAACAGCAUCUUUCCCUCCACUCUGCUCCUCCCCUCUUCCCCUCUCGGCAUCUCUCCCACGCUCCAGAGCUCAGCCUUCAGCUCCCCGGAUCCUCCCCAAAUUCUUCCGAGAUGACCCGUGUGAUCUGAAAGCAGAGUGCAGCCCCACCAUGGACAACGAGAUAACAGCGAAGGAGAGAGGCGUCCUGGAGGAGAACAACGAGAAGGAGGAGAUGGACCAGGAGAGGGCUCAGGAGGAGGAGGGGGAAGAGAAGAAGCUGAAGGAGGAGGAAGGCGAGGGGGAGGAGAAGCAGAGGAAGGAGCAGGAGCCGCUGACAGAGGAGCAGGAGCUGGAGGAGCUGAGGGCCCAGGUGCUGCAGCUGCUGCUGGAGCUGGAUGAUGCCAGAGAGACCUCCAACAAACACCAGGAGAGCUUCCACGAGCUGCAAGGUCUGCUGGAGGAUGAGCGUCUGGCCAGUGCCCAUCAGGCUGAAACCUUCACUCGCCAGAUUCAGAAUCUACAAGCCCAGCUGCGCUCCGUGCAGGAGGAGAUGGACAGCCUGGAGGAGGAGAAGGAGAGCGAGCUGGCUGAGGCCCAGGAGGAGCUGCGCGUGGCCCAGGAGGAGGUGCUCCUGCUCCAGCAGGCGGCCGAGGAGGCGGCGGCAGAGCGGGAGAACGACAUCGCCUCGCUGCAGGAGGAGCUGUGUCGCCGGCGGGCCGAGCUGCAGCGCCUCAGCGACGAGACGCAGGAGUACGAGCUGGAGAUCACCACGCUGAGGGCCGAGAUCAGCAUGAAGAGCCAGCGCAGGGAGGCCGAGAGGAGAGAGGGUGACGUGGACCUGCUGAAGGAGGAGUGCCGUAUGCUGAAGGAGGAGUGUCAGACCCUGAAGGAGGACAACAGACGUCUCUCUGAGAGGCUGCAGCUGCUGCAGAGACAGAGGACAUGCUCCAGCGUCUACCUGUCGCUGAAGGAGGAAGACGCAGGAGAGGGCACGGAGGGGAAGGAGAUGGAGAGCGGCUCAGAUGAGGUCAUGACCGAGAGCUACAUGACCAUGGCCCAGUCUGAGAACUGCCGACUGGUGGACGCCUCCAUCCAGAAGAAUAUUUCAUUUGACGGGAAGCCCAUGACACCGACCGGCUGGAACGGAGGCAUCGCAGAGAUCUUCUCCCUGAGGGACCAGCUCAAACAGGCGGAGGAGAAGGCCUCACAGGUUCAGAGAGAGUGUGACGGUCUGAAGAUGGAGCUGCAGGAGCUGCAGGUACUGUAUGACAGCAGCCAGAGGGAGAGAGCGGAGCUGGAGGAGGAGCUGCAGCGCUGCAAGGCAGAGCUGGAGAAGCUGUCAGAGGGUGCUCAGAGAUUCAUCCAUCCGUCUGAGCACCCUGUUCUCUCCAUCCCCUUCAUAGGAAUGAUUGUAAUAGUGGCUGUGGUCUGGUGCUGGUUGUCGGAGCUGGCGUCCCAGAGGGCAAGGGGAGUGAGGUAGGUUGGAACUCCAUUUUGACCAUCACCGCAGCCACAGCGGUGCUGCUGAUGAUGACUAGCUUGUUGAGAGCUCUCGUCCGAUGUUGACUGGAUGGGCAACAACUGCACAGGGACAGACGUCCGCUUCAGACCAGCCCUCGUUCUCUCCUGCCGUGUCUAUAGACUGAACUGGAGCUCUCUACACCUGAUACAGCCGACGCCUGCGUUGUAGAAUAUGUGUGGAAAAAUUCGGCCUCUAACGAGAAGGUACUGCACCGAUGCUGAGAGUGAUGUGCUCAGGCUCACCUGAGAUAUGAGACGGCUGUGAUGAUGAGUUCACCUGCAGAGAGCCCACACGAGGACAUGAUCUCACUCCACUAAAUGUUUGCUCGUGCUGUGUCAUUCCUCCUCCGUGUCUGUGUUAUUUUUCCCUCCUUCAGCUAACAAUGUGAUGAAAUUAAGGUUUUGAUUAUUAAUGUGCAGCAGCUGGCUUUCGAUUUAUUUAACCAUUAUUUAUUUAUUUGUUUGUUUAAAAUAUUGUUCAUAGUUGUCUUUGAUAAUAAUGACUAACAUGGAGUCUGGACAUUUAGUGCACUGAAAUCCCUGAAAUCCCUCAUAAUAAAACAGUUCUCUCUUAAUAAGGUCACUAUUAAUUAAUAGAAUUAAAAUUAGUUGUUGCUUCUCCCAAAAUACUAGAUACAAUAAAUGUACAUACUGCAAAACUGGAUUUAAAUAUACAAAAUCUCCAUGACUAUCCUGUAAAAGUUCAAAAUACAACUCUGAAACAUCAAAUUGACUGAUAUGUCUUUAUAGAGAGAACAGGCACUGCUAACUAAGCUCCUGUCCCCAUCAGCACGUGGCUGAUGUUCAACCAGACGUCACGCCUCAUGGUUGGAACCAGCUCUUCUUCACAGUGUUUUUCCGGUUAUGUGCUUCGCUGCCUCACAACUGUCUUGUGUCUGACUCUGAAACCUGACAGCUCCCACCUUCCCCUUUAAUUACCAGUUAAGCAUGAUGCCAGGAAGCCAGCGCAGUAUUUUUGAAUCAUCUUAGAUGCUCACAGGUCACUCUGAAAAUCUGAAAUCCCCCAUGAACACGUCCAGUAUGGUUUGCUGUAGUUUCGUAAAGAUGCUCAGCAAGUUUGGGUGCAAAUUCCAGGAUUAUCAAGCUAUAUUAUGAUUUUGAACUCCAGCUUGAUUUCAAUGUGGAGAAAUAAACCUUCUUUUCCUCUGCAGCAUGAUUCAAACAGCUUGGUUUCCAAGUGCAUUAUUAUUCAGAUUUAUGGUGAUCGCAGGGUUGGUGAUCGCACCUAGGCACGACAUCCGCUCACACCUCGAUUAAACCACUGAAGCCACUAAAGUGAAAAAUCAGGGACAGUUAGAUGUGAGGGCAUUUUAGAAAUUGUUAAGGGUUCCAAAAUAUGUAAAUAGGAAGGUGACAGAAAAUUGCAGUUUGUUUAAGCAUCAAUUACAAUAAAUCUAUAUAUAUAUAUGUGGAAGGACUCCGAUUAUUGUUUACAUCUGUGAAAUGUUUUUCUUUUUUAUUGUUAAAAUAUUUUAGAACUGAAAAGCAUGCUAGAAAACAUAUAGAAAGCACAAUAUAUAAUUUAUGUUGAAUCAGUUACUUUGUAUUUCAUGUAAAUAGAUGUGACAUAUAGUACUAUGGGAGAGAUAUUUCUUAAAUCCAUUUGUACUAGCUUUGUAGAAAGUUUAUUCUAUUUUGAAAGAGCAUCGUAUAUUUGAUAGCCAGAUUAUAUGCUGUGUAAAUGUUUAUGGUGACGUUAUUCAGAACAAAUGCUCGCAUUGCUGAUCAUAUUCAGUACCUCUCGGUUCAUAGGUGUAGUCAUUGCAUGCCUUUAGAUUGCAUUUGAUCUUGGUUGGCCGAAAGAGCAACGUGACUCCUGUUUUUUCCAGUCUGCUAGAUUUCAGAGCUGUAUUGAAAUCUCUUCUGAAACAUCUGUUAUUAAACAGAGCCCUGAUGAGCAAUGCCUGACCUGAUGUUAUUUCUGCAUAUGAACAUACACUAAGCUAACAAUGUGCCACUGGACUGCAAGUGUUGUCACUGUCUAUUUAAAAAAAUAUAUCAGUUUGCAAUUAUUUCUGAUUGCAAUGGUACAUAAUGAAUGUUGUCUGAUUCAGAACAUGACUUUUCAUUAUUUCUCAACUCCUUUCAUUAACUUUAUCAUAGCUUCACAAGCUUAUGUAAUGCACAGUGUUUCUCAGCUCGUUGCUUUACAUAUUGAUAGCAUUGUUGUUUCAAUAUAGUCGUUGCUAUUUUGUUACCUGGAGGUCUAUUUUGUACUGUAAAUGACUUGAGAAAAUAAAUAUACCCACCCCACAUGA